Molecule: messenger RNA, 2026 nt
Organism: Neurospora hispaniola
Lineage: Eukaryota; Fungi; Ascomycota; Sordariomycetes; Sordariales; Sordariaceae
Exons: 3
Coding region: 367-1824 (485 amino acids)
Biological process (GO): intracellular mRNA localization
Cellular component (GO): ribonucleoprotein complex; endoplasmic reticulum; nuclear outer membrane-endoplasmic reticulum membrane network
Molecular function (GO): mRNA binding
Source: RefSeq, a predicted model, not a curated record
UGUGAAUUGAGGGUUCAAAGUGAAAGGUUAGGUAGUUUCCGUUGAAUUGUCAAAUGCGGGCAAAACAGCCAGGUCAGGUGUAACCAUUGUUCUCCCCAGGGCAGUCUGGACCCCAUCUUCCACUAUAAUCACAUCUCCAUCCAAACAGCGAUUACCCUAGAGGUACAUCCUACAGGACCCGUGCACUGCCUUCCAUCCUUCCUCAGGUCGCCCGCGGCUGUUCUACACCAAGUACAUAGGUAGCUCUCCAUCCCAUCCACCGGCUCCGACCCACGCCCCGGCUGCCUAGUCCCUUAACUAUUCCCUUCCUUUCGUCUCUUCUUCCUUCUUCUUUUUUUUCUCCAGCAACCCCCAACACCACACACAAUGGCCGAGUCGCAAUCCCCCGCUGCCGCCCCUGCGGCCACCACCAAGCCUCAUAAGCCUGAUCAGGAUGCCUUCAACGAGAACCUCGCCAAGGCCGAGAAGGAGUAUCAGGAUGCCCUGAAGAAAUACAACGAGAUCAAGGCCAAGGUUGAGCUCGCCGCUCCUAGCAAGAACAAGGACCAGCCCAGCCCCACCCAGAAGAAGCGCCAGGAGCUCAUCUCCCAGCUCAACGAGAUCCGUCAGCAGCAGGCCGGUGGCAAGAAUGCCCGCACCUCCAAGCUCGACCAGAUCAAGCGCCUCGAUGAGCAGCUCCGCAGCCGCAUUGCCGAGCAGAAGACGGCCCGCAGCAAGGUCAACUUCAAGUCCACCGAGGAACUCGACCGCGAGAUUGAGCGCCUGGAGAAGGAGGUCAACGGCGGCAUGAUGAAGCUCGUCGACGAGAAGAAGGCCCUCGCCGAGAUCUCCAACCUCCGCAAGCAGCGCAAGAGCUUUGCUGGCUUCGACGAUGCCCAGAAGCAGAUCGACGACCUGAAGGCCAAGAUCAAGGAGAUCAAGGACAGCCUGGAGGACCCUGAGGCCAAGGCCCUCAGCGAAAAGUACAACAAGCUCCAGGCCGAGCUUGACGCCAUCAAGGCCGAGCAGGACGAGGCCUACAAGAACCUCUCCAGCCUUCGUGACGAGCGCACCAAGCUCCAGCAGCUUCAGUCUGAAAAGUACCAGGCCAUCAAGAAGCUCAAGGAUGAGUACUACGGCGCCAAGAAGGAGUUCGCCAAGUGGGAGCGUGAGCAGCGCGAGAAGGCUCGCGAGAGACAGCAGGCCGAGCGUGAGCGCAUCGCCAAGGAGCGCCGCAUGGAGCGUGCCCAGAAGAUGCUUGCCGAGGCUUCUGACCCCGCCUACCUCGAGGAGAUCCGCCGUGCCAACUCUCUCCUCAAGUACUUCGACCCCAGCCACGAGGUCGCCGAGAAGGCUCCUCUCCUGGCCGACAAGGGCCUCGGUGCUCAGGCUCUUCGCAAGGUCGACGACUCUGGCCUCAAGGGCAUGAAGCUCGUCCGCAAGGAGGAGCGUGAUGACGACUACCUCCCUGCCGUCAAGAAGGGCAAGAAGUCCAAGAAGCCCACCGGUGCUGCCCCUGUCGCCACCGGCAAGACCUUCAGCCUCCCUCCCUCGGUCAUUGAGGACUGCAGCUUCGUCGGUGUCGAGCCCCCCAUGGCUGCUACCGAUAUCCCUGCUGCCGUUGAGAAGAUCAAGGCCAAGCUCGAGCAGUGGAAGGCUGACCAGCCUGAGCAGACUCGCAAGAACAUCGAGAAGGCCAAGAAGGAGAUUGAGCGCCUCGAGGCUGAAGAGGCCGGUGAGGCUUCGGGCUCUGCCACCCCCAAGAAGGCCGUCGAGGAGGUCACCGAGGGCGUCAAGAACGCCACUAUUGAAGAGAAGACUGAGGCUGUCGAGGCAUCCGCAUAGAAGCGCCGCCAUCGACGUCACGGAUCGUCUCGUUCUCUGACAUCUGAAAAGUUAUGAUUUGAGGGGGACCAGGACUCCGACGAGGUUCAGGUUGCCAGGUUAAGCGGGUAUUCGGGUCCUGUCAUCCCUCUUUUUCAUCCUUGCCACUACCGUCCGUUGCCCACAACGACGUUACAGCCGUGUCAGAUGUUGUGCGCAUCUA